AUGUUUUCAGGCGACAGCGAACCCUCUUCCGAGUCGGAGGCUGCAGCGGAACUGCUGGAGUCUGUGCUGGGCAUAGGUGAUAGCCAAAAGGAGAGCAUGGUGCAUGAAAGCUCUGACUCGGGGGAUCAUAGGAGCUCUGCAGCGCCCAGAUCUUCUAAUCCUGAAGGUUCUAGCAAGAAAGGGGAAAAAAGGGAGACAACGCAAUGCACGAGUCCCAAACACACCGACAGAGAAGGAUACCUUCACCCAGAGCCUCACGAAGGGCUGAAGCUUGAACUAAAGGGUUUACCUCUACAAAUUGGACCACCUUCCAGUCUACGCAAACACCCAGACGAUAUAGUGCGACUGCAGCCGCACCAGAGAUUGCUGCGAUUGUGUAUAGAUGGGGAUCCUGAUGCGGACCCAGCCGAGCUGCUUUCAGCCUAUCUGGCCUCUCUGGGGAGCAACCCGUUACAGGCGUCGACUGUUCUCCAAGACAGAUAUGUGCAGGUUGGAGGCAUGUGGUACCUGGUGCAAAGAGAUGCUUCUCGGGGGGAGAUUGUGUUAGGACCAACGCCGUCAGAUAUUCAAUUGCUAACUGCAGAACGACAUUUAGGGCAACUCCGUUUCUCCCGUUGCGAAGCGCCAGAAAAUCAUCUGGCUGAGGAAGUUGAAGAGGAAGAGGAUACCACGUGGGAAGCACUCCCGUCUUUUGCGCGAUUUCACAAAAUUGAGCAAUACGGAACAAAUGUGAAGCCCAAAAAGCCCAAAAGCCGCAGAGCCCGAGGCUAA
Eimeria necatrix is the source of this 771-nucleotide messenger RNA. RefSeq lists its product as hypothetical. The coding region runs from base 1 to 771 and encodes 256 amino acids. The record is from RefSeq and is a predicted model, not a curated record. NCBI's taxonomy places the organism in Eukaryota, Apicomplexa, Conoidasida, Eucoccidiorida, Eimeriidae. The transcript is spliced from 3 exons.